Messenger RNA from Oldenlandia corymbosa var. corymbosa, 4684 nucleotides. NCBI's taxonomy places the organism in Eukaryota, Viridiplantae, Streptophyta, Magnoliopsida, Gentianales, Rubiaceae. The record is from the annotation of a GenBank genome assembly.
GGAAGUUUUUGUGUUGCAUUAUGCAUAUUUUUGUUUUAAUAGGCGAAUUUGAUUUAAGGUGAGAAAAAUUAAUAUAUAAACAACCGCCUCCAAGCCUGAAUAAUUCUACGUUAGGACAUCAUGUAUUUAUACAUUUGUUGAGUUGCACGAUAAAUUAAUUCCCAAUAAUUUGAAAUUUUGAAGCGAAAACACAAGAAGAAAACAUGGCUGGUGGUGGGCAUGGUGGCGAUGAAGUGAUUUUGCUGGAUUUAAAAGUAAGCAUGUUUGGGAUGAGAGUCAGAGUGGCACUAGCUGAAAAGGGAAUUGAGUAUGAAUACAGAGAAGAAAAUUUGGCCCAAAAGAGCCAGCUUCUUCUGGAAAUGAAUCCCAUUCACAAGAAGUUACCUGUUCUGAUUCACAAAGGGAACCCAAUUGUUGAGUCCCUUGUGAUUGUUCAAUACAUAGAUGAAGUUUGGCGCGAUAAGAAACCACUGUUGAUGCCUUCUGAGCCUUACCAGAGAGCUCAAGCUAGGUUUUGGGGUGACUUCAUCACCAAAAAGGUUUAUGAAGUUGGAAGAAGAGUGUGGGUUACAAAGGGAGAACAACAGGAGAAAGCCAAGAAGGAACUAAUAGAGAUUCUCAAAACACUGGAAGGAGAACUCGGGGAUAAGGCGUACUUUGGUGGUGAAGAAUUUGGAUUUGUGGAUGUGGCGUUGAUUUCCUUCUACCCUUGGUUUCAUGCCUACGAGACUUGUGCCGAUUUCAAGGUAGAAGCCGAGUGUCCAAAGCUGGUGGAGUGGGGCAAAAGGUGCAUGGCAAGGGAGAGUGUUGCCAAAUCAACUGCUGAUCCCCAGGAGGUCUACGAGUUCGUGCAGUCCAUGAAAUUGGUGGUCGGAAUCGAUUAAGCAGAGGUUUUGUGGGGAAGAUUUUGCUCCGGUCAUUUUGAUGUUUUGGAUGGAGUAAUGUCCUCAGUUAAUCUUUCUUCUCUUUCUACUGUUGAAUGUGGAUGUGAUUAUAGCCUGUAGGUGUCCUUUUGUAUAAAUUGUGUUAAAUCUUUCCUUGUUCAUGGAUGGACUGACGUCCAGUCAUCCUUCCUGUACAGUACAAAUUUUCAAGUUUUCACUUCUGUUAUAUCUUCAUUUCCGUGUCUCAAAUUCUAGUAAUUUGGCGAAUACGGAUGCAAUCGAAGUAGGAAGCUGAUUUCAAAUUGCUUAAUGUCCAUACAUCAUCAUCGGCAGUUAAUACAAUGAUGCGCACUCUUGUGCAAAUUUUUGCAGAAGAUAGUAGUGGGAAAAUUUACAGUAUCAGCAUAAUGGUAGUGUACACUCGAAUAGCCAAGUAUAGGGUAUUCUCAAAUUCACCUAAAUGUCAGCGAGUCGGACUCAAUAUGACAGGAAGAAUCGUUUACCUCCUUUGCCAGUACUGGGAGAUACAAGUGUCUUGCAGGGAGUUGCAGAACUGAGAUUGAUUUCCAGCAUUCGGAAACAAUUUACUUCGCUGUUCAAGAGUUCAACUUCAUUUCAAGAAGUCUGGCAGUCUGCAACGCAUCCCGGGCUUCCUCUAGCUGGCCGGCUCGUUUAAGUCUCAGUGCCUUCAGCUUCUCGGCCUUAAUUUGUUCUAGCAACUGCACUCUCUCUUCAUCAGGAUUAUCAAUCCUGGAGGGUUUUUCAGGGACAGAGGAUACAGUUCUCGGAUCAUCCAAUCCGAUUGCCUUCAAGGCAGACAAUAGGUGAGGGUCGAGAAAAUCCUCAACUGCCACCUCAUCUACCGGUUGACUUGCAUUCGUAGAAGAGCUUGAAGAUUCCUCCAACUGUGCCUCAAGAGCUUUUGCCAGCUCAGUUUCAGCAUCAGCUUCUUCUUGUCGACCUUCCCUCCGCAGCUUAAGUGCCUGACGCUUAUGCUUAAGAGACUCCUGUUGCAAUUUGAAGCGAUCACGACUGGAUAACGUUUUUGGAGCUGAACUAGGACUGGAAUCUUUCUUGCCAACGCGAGAGACGGCAGGACCCGUAACCUCACUGGGACUUGUAUUUGCCCGAGAUUCACUCUCAUCUAAACUAGAUGCCUCAUGAGGCUUAUUCUCCUCUAGAUGUUUUUCAAGAAGCUUUGCCUUGCGGAAUUCCUCCCUAGCUGCCUCCAAAUACCCAUCUCUUUUUAGGGAAAGUGCCUUUAGCUUGUGCACUUUUAUAUCUUCUUCGAGAGAAUUCACAUCAUGUUGAGAAGGAAUUUCCUUCCCGGAAGAAAUUUCUGAAACUCUUUGCUUCUCGUGCGAAUGAACCAUCUCCUUCUGUAUAUCUUCUGUCACUGAACCUGCGUUUUUCACAUCUAUAAGGGGACUGCUUGUCGCAUUUAAGUCAUUCGAUGGACCAUCAACUACUGCUGUGGAUGGACUGAGAACAUUAUUUUUUUCCUGCUUAAUAGAUUUAGCAGGAUGUUCUUUUUGUGCCAGAGCUUCAAGCCCGGCCAAUUGUGCCUCUAACACUUCUGCCUGUUUAAGCAUUUCCUCAGCUGCCAGUGUCUCUCCUUGGCGUCUUAGGGCAAGGGAUUUUCUCUUCAGUCCUAAGAGCUCCCUCUUGAUGUCACUUUUGCUUUUUUGAGUGACAUCAGUUUGUAUUUUCAACUCUUGAGUGGUAGAAGAGCCGCCAAUUAGUGGGCCAGCAGAAGAUGAGGGAGGAUGAUUCUCAUUCGCAUCAUCACUCCAACCUAACCCCUUUAGAAGUGAUAGGUAUGUAGGAUCAUUCAUGUCUUGAUCUGUCACUAGUUCAUCUCCAUCGUCAGUUAUCAUAAAGUCACCAGUCUGCUUAUUGCUAUAACUUGAGUGCACUACCUUUGGAGCACUUUCCAAUUCUUCAAGCUGCUUCUCAAGAAGCUUCCCUUUCUUUAGUUCUUCUUCUGCCUCAUCAAACUUCCCCUCACUUCUUAAAGCUCGCGCCCUCUUUUUCAGCGCUAGAAGUUCUCUCUGAAUCUCUGAUUUACUCUUUGGCUUACGGCUGGUGCCUUUAGCCCCGUGAAUGAUUCCGACAUCCACAUCAGUUUGAUCCAUUGAUACUUCUGAUAAUUCAGAAGGAACCGCAAAAUUGUCUGUCAAGUUGGUUCUAUGUGAUCCAUUGUCAAGCUCCUUUUCAAGUAAUUUUGCCUUCCUCAGCAAAGCUAAUGCCUCUUCGCCAUUACCAGCCCUUUUCUGACGAAGAGCCUCCUUUUUAAGAGACUGGAUCUCGCUCUCCAGUGCUCUGGUAUUAUUAUCUUCAAACUGUAUGUUUAAGUCCUCAUCAUGAGUUGUCUCCUCAGUCCAACCUAUUGCUUGCAGGGCAGCAAGCAUAUCUGGAUCGUGCAAAUCGUCCCGAGUGACUUCAAGAUCUUCAUCAUUGCCAAGAUCUUCACCAAGACCGCCAAAAUCUUCACCAAGACCGCCAAAAUUACCAAGAUCUAAGCCUUGAUCCAGAUCAAACCCAACUGAUGAAUCUUCAUGUUUAUCAAAAUUCAAACUACGAACCAGUGCAGAGAACUCUUCAUCAGAGUCGUCUUCAGCAUCUCCAAUCAAUUCCUGUUCUUCAAUCUGCUUUUCAAGAACUUUGGCUUUCUUCAAUUCUACCAUGGCUUCCUCACGUUUUCCUUGACGCUUCAGUUCAAGAGCCUUUCUCUUAUGAGCUGUGACUUGAGAUUUAUCAAUGCCACGGGUUACAUUUUCUGUUUUAGCUCCGUUGGAGACUUCUCCAAGAAGUUUUGAUAACUCCCCUUCCAAACUUAUAGUCCCUGAUCUUUUAUCGGCAUCAUGGAAAUCCGCAUCUGACCAUCCCAGUUCUCUAAGCUCAGCAGUAAGAUCAUCCUUUUCUAUAUUCCUUUGAGAGGAAGGCCCUUUCUCCAGAGAAGAUGCCUCAGCAUCAGUUUUUGUGCUUGAAAGUUUAGAAUUGUUGCCCAGAGACGAAGCCUUUCUACGACUCUUUCUCAAAUUAAGCUCCAAUGUUGCAGCUUCCCUUUCAAGUUCUUUUCCUCUCUUGAAAGCUUUCAACGAUUCUUCACGUUUCCCUUCUGCCUUUAAGGUUCUGGAUUUCUUCUUUUCUUCCACAGCUCGUUGACGCAACUCUUCAGGAGUAACAUCAACUCCUGCUGCAUCAGAAGGCUGAUCACUCGAGAUGCUUCCAAUAUCAUCCUGAGAGGGUGUCCCUCGCAAAUUUGAACCCGAUGCGCCACUCGCGGGAUGUUGAUCACUUGAAAGCAUAUCACCAGUUGAUGCUGAUCUGGAUGAUGUCAACGUCUUUCCUUCAAUGCCGAGAAUUUGGUUUAGAACUUCAUCUUCACUCUUUGCUGUAAGCUUUGAGCCACCUGCUAGCAGAAAAUUUACAAAAUUUCCUCAUAAAAGAAAAAUAUUUCAUAGAGACUAAUUUCACCUGCUGUGAAUAUAGCUUCAAGCGGUAAAGAAAAAAACAGCGAAAAGAAAUGAAUCCUUUAUGAUGCGACGAUCUAAGUGAAAUGUUCUGCAACACAAGGAAUAAACAAAUUGUACAAACACGCAAUACAGUUACUUUAUUGUCUAAUAUCAACUAAUAACAAUAAUUUACAUAGAACUCAUCCUGGCUCUGGAAAUUAAAUUGCUAGAAAAUGUUACUCCCUCCGUCCCACAAAAAUAGUCCACAUUGAGUUUUGAGUUUUGUAUUGUUUUUAGUACAAAUUUAAAAACUCAAUAUGGACUAUUUUUGUGGGACGGAGG